CCCCUACCCCAGAGAGAGAAAGAGCUUGGCAGUAGGACACACACUGCGCACAAAUGUGGGUGCCGAAGUUGCUUUGAGCCAUGCUGGUGUUGCUUCUCGUGGAGCCCUGGAGUACAGGCUAUCAUCAUCCCUAUCAUCAUUCACCCAAGCUGAGGAAGAUGCAACGGCCCCAAGGAGCCAGGCUGCACUUCUGAACGAUUCAGAGAGGACUUGGAAAGUGUGCUAACACACAGAGAUCUACAGCUACACCCUCAAUCACACAGACACUCUUAGACUGCCCUCCACAAAUCCUCGAUACAGAGAAGACCAAGCUUGGACGGACCUGAAAAGGCAAAGACUGAGCAGUCAGGAGUUGUGUACCACACCAACAUGGCAGCUGAAAGUCUUGCUGAGCUCCGUGACUGGCUCUUCCUGCUUCUUCUUUGCCUCACUUUACUGGCUGAAGUGCUGGAACUGGCAGCAGCGGCGAUUGCGAUGGAGACCGGCGAGGGAGAUGAGGGUAUUAUCUGUCCCUCUGUGUGCCGCUGCGAUGAGGGUUUCGUCUACUGCAACGACCGUGGCCUCAGCAUAAUACCUCCUCUGCCGUUAAUGGCGGCCAUCCUCUACUUGCAGAGCAAUCGGCUGAGUAACGCUGGGCUACCCCCCUCACUGGAACGCAGUACUUCUAUACGAGUAAUAUACCUGUAUGCAAACCAGCUGGAUGAAUUCCCUGUACACCUCCCGCCUUCGUUAAGGGAACUUCAUUUGCAGGAUAAUAACAUACGAACGUUACCGAGAUCAGCUCUGGCCAAGUUACCGCUACUAGAACGAUUACACCUGGAUGAUAACUCAAUAUCAACAGUUAGCAUCCAGGAGCGAGCUUUUUCAGGGACUCCACGGCUCAGACUGUUGUUUCUGUCUCGGAACCACCUGUCGAGCAUCCCUGCAGGCUUGCCAGCAUCAUUGGAGGAGUUGAGAUUAGACGACAACAGAAUCAGCACCAUCCCCACGCAUGCUUUCCGUGGGCUUUCCUCCCUGCGACGCCUGGUCCUCGAUGGAAACCUGUUGGCCAACACACGGAUUGCAGAUGACACCUUUUCCCGUCUAGCAAAUCUGACUGAGCUCUCACUGGUCAGGAAUGCGCUGCAGUCCCCACCAGCUAACCUUCCUUCAGCUCACCUUGUGCGACUUCAUUUACAAGACAACGGAAUGACCCACAUACCUCGAGGGGCCCUGGAUGGGAUGCGGAGGCUGCAGAAGCUAGAUCUGUCAGGAAACAAUCUGACCAGCCUUCCACGAGGACUUCUAAAGGACACUGAAAGCCUGGAGCUGCUACUGCUGCGGGGAAACCCCUGGUACUGUGGCUGCAACCUUCGCUGGCUCCACGCCUGGCUGCACAGCCGUGGGGCAGCAGUGACUGUUAGGGGUCUGACCUGCGUGGGUCCUGAGCCUGUAAGAGGCCAACUCCUGAGGGAUCUGACCUCUCUGAUGGAGCAGUGUGAAGGCCCCCCUGCAGGUCCCAGUACUGGAAUGGGGAUGAACCCAGUAGAAAAAGAUGGAGGAGUAGAAGAUGGUGUUGGAGGAGGCCAAGCAGUGGCUUCAGUCCCUCAUGGUAUCACCACCACCAGCUCCCUGUUGGUACCCACACAAGGUUCCCUCUUUACCCUGCGGGCUAAACGGCCAGGACUUGUUAUGCCUCUGCCUCCAGGUGAAGGGGGACAGGUAUCUGGAGAGGCCCUGGAGCUGACUGUAAAACCCCUCUCUUCGGACAGUGUACUAGUGAGCUGGUUGUGCCCACAGCCAGCACCCUCCUUCCGCCUAUCAUGGCUCAGGCUGGGUAGCAGUGCAGCGCUUGGUUCCAUAACAGAAACUCUAGUACCUGGAGAGAGAAGGCAAUACCUGCUUACCCAGCUCACCCCACGCUCCCAUUACCUCAUCUGCUUGCUGCCUCUCCGACAGGAGUCCUCCUUUGGGGGGUCCAGCAUGGGUUCAUCUCGAAGUGGUAGCAUGGACACUGACAGUAAAGUCUCAACCCCAGCCUGUGCACAGAUAGAGACUGGAGAUGCCCUGGCCAGCUCAGGAGGGGACGGUUCAGACAGAGAGGGCCAGGACUCUGAACUAACAGCCCUGCCACUGGCGGGUAUCAUAGGGGGUGCCACAGCAUUGGUUAGCCUGCUCUUAAUCUUUGGCAUCUUCUGCUGGUAUGGACAGAGGGCAGGGUACAUGUCCGGGGACUCCAGCUCGUUCAACAGGGGCAGAGGUGGAAAGCAUUAUGAUGACUAUGUAGAGUCAGGCACCAAGAAAGACACUUCUAUCUUGGAGAUCAGGGCCCCUCCAGCAGGGUUUCAGAUGACAGCUAUGGCCCAUCAGCCCCUCCAGUCAAGGCUGGAGGACGUCACCUACAUCCACACCAUUUUCCCCUCCUCUUCUUCGUCCUCCCAAGCUAAUGGGACCUACCGGAGCAGCCACGGAGCUGGCAGCCUCAAUGGCACCAUCCUCAGCCAAACCAGCCACCAUCACGUCACUUACGGUACUAACCGUGGCUACAGAGAGGGCGGCAUCCCCGACAUAGAUUACGCCUACACGUGAUGAUACAGGGACACAUUCCCCAAGCCACAAAUGCCAGGCGCCGUGAUGAGCCAGUGGCUGGUGGUCAUUUUGUCCUUGGUUUCCAAAGUACCCUCUGUGCCUCUGCUGGUUCAAUUCUGAUUGGUUUGCUAGGUAGAAAAGACUCAGCUAUGUUGAUUGGACUUUGCUAUUGAGUGACAGAUGUAACGGUCCUACUAUACUUCUACUGUGUUCUACAUUAUACAGUAGACUCUUCUUUCAGCGCUUCAUUAUAAAUGGUUACGUUUUCUCUUUUGGAUAUCUCAGUGUCUUUCAAACCUACUGUUCUCAGAUCAUAAUAAUACACAGUAACUUAUUUGAGGUUGAUAUACUAGGCUUAGCUGAUUUAGCAGGAGAUAUAUUUAUAAUACGAGGAAAAGGCACUUGAUGUGUAUAGAGAUAGCUCUCAUAUCUUCCUACCAACUGUAAGCUCUGUGCUGUGUAGAUAAAAGGGAUGACAGGGGAAGAAAUCAAUGGUUGUUAUAACCCACAGAUGACAAUGCAUCAUGGUUGACAUGAAAAGAUGUGUUUCUAUCCCCCUCCUCUCCCUCUAGUUUGCCCCCCUCCUUUUUAAUUUUUUCCUCCUUUCCGCCUUUUUUUUUUGUGAGCCUCUUUCUUUUUAUUUCUCUCGUCUUUUGUGGUGCCUUGAGCAGAGGACGACUUUGUUCUCGCCGAGGGAGCUGACAGCAGUGAUAACAGUUCUGACAGAGACGGGAGACACAAACCACAGCAUAGGGAGACUAAUGAGAGGGGGAAAGAGAGCGAGAGAGUGGGGAGCUGAUGGAUAGAUGGAUAGAUAGAACAUAAAAGAAGACAGAGGGGGGAGAAAGAGCGAGAAAAAA
Messenger RNA from Cheilinus undulatus (humphead wrasse), 3428 nucleotides. It is a transcript of the gene flrt1b, whose product is annotated as fibronectin leucine rich transmembrane protein 1b. The record is from RefSeq and is a predicted model, not a curated record. The transcript has 2 exons. Bases 370 to 2568 code for a protein of 732 amino acids. NCBI's taxonomy places the organism in Eukaryota, Metazoa, Chordata, Actinopteri, Labriformes, Labridae. Gene Ontology annotation, molecular function: protein binding.